GACCACUUUUGCCACCGCUUGACCAUCAAGAUUUUCCACAAACGAUGAGGCGAUGGAUCAUUUGUUGCCAACAAACAGGCUUCCGGUUGCUUCUCGGUUGUUUACACAUUUGCUUUCCGUGGCUUUCAUUAACUCCACAUGAACUCGCGUUUGUCUCUCCCCUCAUUUCUUCCACAUUCAUCCACCGCCCUGGCGUCUCAAUAUGCUUCCUCCUUGAUUGCUUCUGAUGUAACUGGAAUGUGCGACCUGCCCACGUCGGGGUCCCCCUCCCCGCCUCCAUGUUAGGCAUAGCGAUUGCGUAAUAUAUCACUUGAUGAUUAUGACACCUUGUAGGCGGAAACUGCAUGCACGUGCUAAGUAAGAACAGUUUCCACCCAUUUCACUUAUUCUUCCACUUAAGGCGAAACAAUGCUUCAGUAUUGACUUAAUGGUUUGAUGACGACGAUGACGAUGAUGAUGAUGAUGUGCGUUUGUGCGAGCGGGUGACUGUUCGUGCAUGUGCGAGGCAGAGUGAGGUGGUGAAGCAGCAAGGUCUCUGUCUCCAGUUUCCACGACAACGGUGAAUGUUGAUGACACCACUGAAAUGUUACCCAAAUCAAGGCGAGCUUUGACCAUUCAAGAGAUUGCAGCGUUGGCACGAUCCUCCCUGCACGGUAUUUCCCAGGUAGUGAAGGACCAUGUGACAAAGCCCACCGCCAUGGCACAGGGCAGAGUAGCCCACCUCAUCGAGUGGAAGGGAUGGUGUAAACCACUGGAAACGCCCACGGCCCUGGAAUCAGACUUUAAUUCUUAUUCCGAUCUCACCGAGGGAGAGCAGGAGGCCCGUUUUGCUGCAGGUGUCGCAGAACAGUUCGCAAUUGCCGAGGCUAAACUGAGGGCCUGGUCGUCGAUUGAUGGUGACGAUUCCAACGAUGACUCAUACGAUGAAGAUUUUCUGCCCGCCAACGAGCCUGCAACACAGAGCACAGAUGUGCAAUCAUAUCCUCCAUACUUAAAGGACUUGAUUCACAGCCAGCUUUGUCAACACCUGGGCCUUCGCGGGCCAUGCUGCGAGGGAGGGGGCAGCGGCGAGCCGUCUCCCACGGCCGGCUCGCCGGACACGCUUCGCUCCAGCCUGUGCAGCGUCGACGAACACCACCCGCUUCUGCGCGACCUGAGCGGCCACUGCGCAGCCCACGGCAGCGCCGCUGAGCUGGCCGCUAAAAUCCUGUCGGCGCUGCAGGGAGGGGAGGAGCUUCUGCUCGCCCGGCUUCAGAGGGUGGGGCGGACCGGGCCCGGCGGGAGGGACUGCGCUUUCCACAGCCUCGGAGGGAGCGGGCACGGCAUCGGGCCUUGCGGCGGUCAGGAGUCUCCUGCGUAUUCUGUGUCUUACUCGGAGACAUAUCUGUCCCCAGGGGAGGAUGGCGACACCCCCUGCAAGGACUACGAGGCCACCUUGUGCCAGGCCGAGGCCAACGGGGAAGAGUUUCCGCCGGGUUACGAGCCCCGCAGGAGGAUGUCAGACGUGGCCUCCUCGGGAGUCGUUUCGCUUGACGAGGAUGAGGACGAGGAAACACUUCAGGGCGAGUCAAACCACCAGUGACUCCUCUCAUGGCAGUGUUAAGCCCCCGCCUCCACUUUGCUCUUUGAGGUUCCUUGAUCAUGACAUCAACGUUUGAUCCAGAAAUUAAUUUUUUCAUCCGUCUUUGCCUUACUCGCGCCGUCACAAUAUUUCAGCUCCAUUUCCUAAUUCUUACCAAAGUCAUUCAACGUAUGAGUUCUCUUCUUUUCCAAGCGUCCAAACAAUCUUUUUCUGUGCUUGAGAACUCGAGUUGGUGGACUUGCUAGAGUAGCCAUCGCUCAAUGGAAGCUGCGGGUUUGAUACGGGUGGAUCCAGGCGCCGCCGUUCUUGCCUACGUCGAAAACUCCC
Hippocampus comes (tiger tail seahorse) is the source of this 1909-nucleotide messenger RNA. It is a transcript of the gene fam131ab, whose product is annotated as family with sequence similarity 131 member Ab. The transcript is spliced from 5 exons. Bases 584 to 1582 code for a protein of 332 amino acids. The record is from RefSeq and is a predicted model, not a curated record. Lineage: Eukaryota; Metazoa; Chordata; Actinopteri; Syngnathiformes; Syngnathidae.